Molecule: messenger RNA, 1476 nt
Organism: Mollisia scopiformis
Lineage: Eukaryota; Fungi; Ascomycota; Leotiomycetes; Helotiales; Mollisiaceae
Product: disulfide isomerase
Exons: 2
Coding region: 1-1140 (379 amino acids)
Biological process (GO): protein folding
Cellular component (GO): endoplasmic reticulum
Molecular function (GO): protein disulfide isomerase activity
Source: RefSeq, a predicted model, not a curated record
AUGGUUCUUCUCAAGAGCCUGCUGGCUUUUACCGGCCUCGCAACCUUAUCGCUAGCAAAAGGACCUGGUGGCCCUCCACCAACAUACGAUAACUCUGCCGUCCUCGACCUCAUCCCAGAUAACUUCGAUAAGAUUGCCAUCAGUGGAAAGCCGGCUCUUGUCGAAUUCUUUGCACCAUGGUGUGGUCACUGCAAAAACCUCGCUCCCGUCUACGAAGAGUUGGCACAAAACUUCGCCUUUGCCAAGGACAAGAUUAGCAUUGCAAAGGUCAAUGCUGAUGCUGAGAAGUCUCUGGGCAAGAGAUUCGGCAUCCAAGGUUUCCCAACGAUCAAAUAUUUCGAUGGCAAGAGCGACAAGCCAGAGGAUUACAGUGGUGGCAGAGAUUUGGAGAGCUUGACCGAGUUCAUCUCUAAGAAGACUGGUGUGAAGCCCAGGACCAAGAAGGCUGCCCCAAGCUCGGUUGAGAUGUUGAGCGACAAGACUUUCAAGGAGCAAAUUGGCGGAGACAAGGACGUUCUGGUUGCUUUCACUGCUCCAUGGUGCGGACACUGCAAAUCCCUUGCUCCAAUCUGGGAGAAGGUUGCUGCCGAUUUCGUCAACGAGCCCAAUGUUCUUGUAGCCAAAGUUGAUGCCGAAGCCGAGAACUCGAAGGCCACUGCUAAAGACCAGGGCGUUUCCUCGUACCCAACCAUUAAAUUCUUCCCCAAGGGCGCCACAGAGCCAGUCGCAUACGAGGGUGGACGUACUGAGGGCGAUUUCGUUACAUACUUGAACGAAAAAGCUGGCACACACAGAGUUAUCGGUGGUGGACUUGAUGCUACUGCCGGCACGAUCGAGGCUCUUGAUGCUCUCGUUUCCAAGUUUACUGGUGGAUCUAGCAUUUCUGAGGUUGCUGCUGAAGCUACCAAGGCUGCUGCUGAUUUCAAGGAGCAAGCCCAGUACAAGUACGCCGAGUACUAUGUUAAGGUCUUUGACAAGAUGUCUAAGAGUGACGGGUAUGCUGCUAAGGAGUUGGCUCGCUUGGACAACAUCUUGAAGAAGGGAGGUCUGGCACCAGCUAAGCUUGAUGAGUUCACCAGCAAGACCAACAUCUUGAGAAGAUUUGUCGACAAGGUUACUGGUGGUAAGUCUGAAUUGUAAAUAACAGAAUCCGUGUGGGUACUCUUGGGUGGGAUUUCGCAAGCAAAAUUGAUCUCGGGGGAGGCGUUUUGAAUUGAGGAUUUUUGCAAAAGUACUACUAUCCCCAUGUCCAAGUCUACGGUGAACGGUAUGCCAUAAUGUCCCGAAUGUCCUCAAAGCGCCGCCCAAUAAUUAUCAAGCUCCCAUUGUCUGAAAUCCAUGUGUACUCCUGAGCGCCUCUAAUGUUCCCACACGUCCCUGAUCAUUGUGGCUUUGUCGGGCUACUCCUCCCAUCGUUCUGCCCACCACUCUGCAGUUGGGUCUCCAAAUUAUCUAGCCGUCUCGACAUUUCGUCCA